Rattus rattus (black rat) is the source of this 951-nucleotide messenger RNA. It is a transcript of the gene Clec4g, whose product is annotated as C-type lectin domain family 4 member G. The record is from RefSeq and is a predicted model, not a curated record. Gene Ontology annotation, molecular function: signaling receptor activity. NCBI's taxonomy places the organism in Eukaryota, Metazoa, Chordata, Mammalia, Rodentia, Muridae. Bases 70 to 951 code for a protein of 293 amino acids. The transcript has 9 exons.
GAGAUAGGAUGGGGCCAGGGUGGAGACUUAAAUUUAUAUCUCUGUCCGGGGCUAGAUGCCACCACCAUCAUGAACACUGGUGGGUACAGCAAGUUGGGCAGUGUAAUCGAAGAGGCCCCCAGAGGGCAGCUGGGACGUUGGGAGUGCUACAAAGAAAGACUUUUCUUCCUGGUCCUGGCUUUCCUGGUGGCCACAGUUCUGUGGGCUCUCAUUCUGAGCAUCCUAUUGUCCAAUGCCUCCAGCCAGCUCAGGGUGCUGCUCAACCACCAGGACCUGCUGAGGACAAAUGCCUCAAAGCAGAAGGUGAUGUUGAGUUCCCUGAAGGAUGAUGUCGGAGCCUGCAGGAACUGUUGUUCCGUGAUGAAAGCGCAGUUGCAAACCACACUCGCGGAGUUUAAGGACACACAGGCUAAGGUGAUGGAGCAGGAGAGCAACCUUAAAGAUCUGCAAGAGCGUGUGACCCAGGACUUGGCUAAAGCAAGCAGAGACCGUGAGAACAUCCGCAGUGAGCUGUUCCGGGCACUGGAAACUGCCAAGCGUCAGAACAGCUCCUGUGAGCAGUGCCCACCAUCAUGGCUACCCUUCCAAGGUUCCUGCUACUAUUUCUCCGAGACACAGGCCAUAUGGGAUACAGCCCAAAGCUACUGUGUAGGCCAAGGUGCCCAUCUGGUGAUUGUCAGAGACCUGAAUGAGCAGGGCUUCCUGAGUCAGCAUACUCGUGGCCGGGGCUAUUGGUUGGGUCUGAGGGCAGAUCGCCGCCUCAACAAGAUUCAAGGCUACCAGUGGGUGGACGGAGCUCCCCUCACCUUCAGCCACUGGAACUCUGGAGAGCCCAACGAUUCCGGAGGGCAUGAGGACUGUGUCAUGAUGCUGCACUCGGGGCUGUGGAAUGAUGCGCCAUGUGCCAAUGAGAGGGACGGCUGGAUCUGCGAGAAGAGGAGCAGUUGCUGA